CUCUACUCGUGACUACCUGAGUGAAAACUACCCUCCCGGGAUCUGUAUUCCCCACGCAUUUCUCCACACGUCCUAAAUUUAUGCAACAGUUGUCAUGGAUUUCUCAGCAUCUGAAUACCAGGCGAAUCCACAAAUACCGAUCGAUCUGUUCGUGUCCAAGAAAAGCGGUAACGCCGGCGGCGGAAGCGGCGGCCUCAGAUUCGCCGACGCGUCCGGCAAUCUCGUGUAUAGAGUAGAAAGUCAAUCGCACGAUUCGACUCGCAAACGAGUCCUCUUCGAUUCCGCCGGGAAUGCCCUAAUUUGCAUCGCCCGUAACCACAAAGGAUCUUGGCAAUGCUUCAAGGGAAACAGCAGUGAAGAGAACAACUUGAUAUGCAGAGUAGAUAGGACACUAAAGUCAUUCAAUAGCACCGAGUUUGAGAUAUUCCCUGGCGGUGAAAUUGGGGAAGAGUCAAAGUCUGAUUUCAAGAUGAAAGGUUCACCCUUCUACAGAUCCUGCACCAUCUACAGGGGGGAUACUAUCUUAGCACAGACUAGCCUCAUGUACAAGCUUGGGAUUCAGAAGGUCUUCGUAUCGAGGCACAAAUUUCGACUGACCAUGUUUCCUGGGUUUGGAGAUCAUGCUUUUGUUGUGGCUUUGAUUGUAAUUUAUUUUGAUGGGCGAAAACUGUGGAUCUGACCAAACUUAAACAUACGAUUAUAUGCGUAAUUUUUAUCCUCCCUAACAUUUAAUUUCAUCUCCCUGACAUGGUUGCCAAA
This is a messenger RNA of Rhododendron vialii, 759 nucleotides long. RefSeq names its product protein LURP-one-related 7. NCBI's taxonomy places the organism in Eukaryota, Viridiplantae, Streptophyta, Magnoliopsida, Ericales, Ericaceae. The record is from RefSeq and is a predicted model, not a curated record. The coding region runs from base 95 to 679 and encodes 194 amino acids. The transcript has 3 exons.